CCACCACUGAAGAUUUCACUUUGAAAUUUGUAAAGUCUAGUGGCCUGGUGUCUGUCUUAAACAACAUGUUUGCUAGUAGGUACAACGUGUCAUUUCAUAACAUACUACAUGCCACUAGUAUGGAGAACAGAUUUCAAAUAUUAUGUAAACAAGAAACAAUGGUCAGAAGUGUGGUCUUAAGUUCCAAUACAAACUAAAGCAAUAUAAAUGGAUAAAUAGGCAAUGCAUUGCUCCAACAAGGCUGUGUUAACGCUAAUACUUUCAACAUUUGCAUUAAAUGUAAGAAUCUUUGUUCCCACUUUAUGUGGGAAUGCCCUCUGAUUCAAUCUUUUUGAAAAAGGCUGCUGGAAAUAUGUAACCAAAUUUCUGAGUAAUAGAUUCCUCUUAAUUGUAAUUUAUGCUUAGUAAAUAUUUAUCCCAGAUGGUGCUGUGAUCUCUAAGAAUAUCAGGUCUUUACUUAACUUCUGCUUUUUGAAAGCCAAACAGUACAGAGCUUUCUCUUUGAAGAAGCAGCAAACCUGUGCAAAUUUACAGCGGCCUAAGACAUUCUUUAGAAAAGAUAAGCUAUCUAACAAAAACAUGGAAAGUUCUGGAGCAUUUGGAACACCUUCCAUAUAACUUUCAUAACAGAUUAACACUGUAGAGUAUUUGGUUUUUAAUUAGUGUUCAUAAAUACAUCCAAUGGCGGUUUUUCUUUUUCCCUUCCCCAUAGCUGUGCCUGAUCCUCCAGAGGAUCCGGAGGUCCUCAGUAAGACAAAAAAGUCUGUUACCCUCUCUUGGUUCACACCUUUGCAUGAUGGAGGAAGUCCCAUUCUGGGCUACAGAGUGGAGAUCCGAAUGGUAGACAGUGCCCUCUGGCUUCCAUGUCAUUCUGAGCCUGUGCGUAACACCGAAUUUGUGGUUGAAAAUCUCAGUCCAGGCAGUGCCUACAGGUUUAGAGUGGCAGCCAUCAACAGAGCAGGGAUAGGGGAGCCUGUUGAGCUGCCUCAGACUGUUCAGCUUGAAGCACCUCCUCUGCCACCGAUUACUCCAGAUGCAAAACAGGAAGUAACUGAGGCACUGGGACAACCCAGUCUUCCUCCUGAGGCUGCUGAAGAAGGUGAUCUCCAUGAACUUUGGGAAGCAUCAGCCAAGAAACGACGCAUGAGUCGGGAGCCAACUCUGGACUCCAUCUCUGAGCAACCAGAGGAGGAUGGCAAAAGGGGUCAGAGCAAAUUAGACCAGAAUCAGCUUCCACAAUCUGAGAAAGUGGAAGUCAAAUCAACAGAGAAGGAGCAGGCCAUUGUGUCAAAGAAGCAGACAGAAGCCAGCCUGUGCACCAGCUCUGAGGAUGAGUCUGUUUCUGGGCGUUCGACGCUUGUUUCCUACCUCAAAAAGAGCAGCAAGACUACUGAGACAGUGACAAAGGAAGCAGAUACUCUAGCCACUGAGAGGUUCUUCGCACAUUUCCAAAUGUCAGAGCAGAAAACUGUGCAGCAGACAGAAGUGAAAACAACUGUAGUUCAGCAAACCCAAGAAAAACACGUGUCUACAGAGGAAACUAGCAUCAUGGAGAUCGGUAAAGAGGAUGACCCUGAGCUCAGAGAAGCUGCUGUUAAGAUUCAAGCUGCCUUCAAGGGUUACAAGGCCCGCAAGGACAUGCGUCCUGUUUUUAAAGAUGUCUUCAAAGACCAGACUAAAGAACCUAAUGGCACCAUACAUCUGGAAUGUGUGACAGAAGGUAAACCUGAUAAAGUCCGCUGGCUGAAAGAUGGAGAACCACUGACGGAUGGCAAGCAUCAUCAUAUUGAUAUCUAUAAUGAUGGCACCUGCUCACUGGUCAUUACUGCAAUCACCACCAAGGACACUGGAGUUUACACAUGUGAAGCCACUAACAAGUUUGGGGUAGCUUCUCACAGUGGUAAGGUGACCGUGGGAACGGUAAGAGAAUCAUCAGGCCGACGGCCGCUUACUGUAGGUUACAGUGCUGACAGUGAGCCUGAGAGCUCCUCCGGAAGUGAGAUGGAUGAGUCGCUGAGACAGGCAAGCAGACGCCUCCGGCGCCUGUUGCGCACGCGUCUCCCACCAGAUGUUGAGGAAGAACCAUUUGUCAGUGCAGAUGAAGGAGACUUGCGAGCCCCAGACCCACAAUCUUACCGUGAAGAUGACAAUUAUAUCUACAUUCGUUUUGAUUCACGGACAGAAGCUGAAGUUGCCUCUACGAGAUUUCAGGAGAUGUUUACAGUCCAUGGGGUUCCUGUGGAGACCACAAUCUUACCUGCAGGGCCUCACAAAGUGGAGCUGCGAAUUAAAAAGAUGAGCUACAUACAAGAUGGUACACAGACGCCCACACAAGAUAGACAGCCUCCUGCUUUCAUGACUGGAGCUCCAGCUGCACCUGUCUUCUUAACCGAGCUACAAAGUCAGGAUGUUCCAGACGGUUAUCCAGUCAGCUUUGACUGUGUUGUGAUUGGCAAGCCACCUCCCACUGUUCGCUGGUAUAAGGAUGGCAAGCUGCUGGAGGAGAACGACCAUUACAUGAUCAAUGAAGACCAGGAGGGCUGUCACCAACUUAUCAUCACCACUGUGUUGCCUACUGAUAUGGGGGUCUAUCGCUGCACAGCUGAAAACAGCAGUGGCAUUGCAUCUACUAAAGCUGAACUCAGGGUUGACAUGUCUUGCAGCUCAGAUUAUGACACUGCUGCUGAUGCCACUGAGACGUCUUCUUACGUCAGUGCCAAAGGAUACAUGUCCAGGGAAACUGAGACCUUUGAGUCUGUAGCUGAAGAUGAUCAGCUACCGCAGGUUGUGGAGGAGCUUCAUGAUGUUCACGUCUGUCCAGGUUCACCUAUUGCAAAGAUGCAGCUUAAAGUAAAGGGUUUCCCGAAACCCAGAAUAUACUGGUUCAAAGAUGGCCACCCUCUACGACCUUCAGAAAGAAUUCAUUUGUUAGCAGAGAGAGACGUUCAUGGCGUGGAGAUCACGGAGGUGAAAAAAGAGGAUAUGGGGGAGUACUCCGUCUACAUCAGCAAUGCAGCUGGUUCUGCUUACUCCUCUGCCCGGAUGAUAGUAUUGAGUCCUGGGGAGAUUUUACCACAAGAGAAAAAGGACCCUAAAGAGCCCCUGGUGCCACCCCGCUUUAUUGAAAGGUUCAGCAAUAGGAAGGUGAAACAAGGAACAAGCAUCACUCUGUCUGUGAAAGUAGAAGGAUCUCCUACUCCCAUGGUCAACUGGCUAAAGGAGGAAUCUUUGGAGGAUGUCCUGUGGAUCAAGCCUGACACUAAAGGAUACAAAAUAGCAAGCUCUGGGCGCCACCACAGUCUCAUCUUGAUGGACGUGGGCACAGAGUACACUGGUGCCUACACCUGCAUUGCAACAAAUAAAGCUGGACAGUCCAUCUGCACUGCUCACUUGGAGGUGGAUGAGACUCCUCAGCCCAAGAAAGAGACAGCGGCUUCAGAGUAAGUUAUUUUUGAAACCUUUUGAUUGCCUUGCACAAAA
Haplochromis burtoni (Burton's mouthbrooder) is the source of this 3480-nucleotide messenger RNA. RefSeq names its product obscurin-like. The transcript has 11 exons. Gene Ontology annotation, cellular component: plasma membrane; axon. Gene Ontology annotation, molecular function: protein binding. The record is from RefSeq and is a predicted model, not a curated record. Bases 682 to 3444 code for a protein of 920 amino acids. Gene Ontology annotation, biological process: axon guidance; cell-cell adhesion. NCBI's taxonomy places the organism in Eukaryota, Metazoa, Chordata, Actinopteri, Cichliformes, Cichlidae.